ACUCUUGGGUGCCUGCUUAUUUAUUUCAUUUUUAAUAUUUCUUCAAAGGUGUCCAAGCAGUAUUGAAGCACAAAAUAUAACAGGUGUCUCAGAAUUCCAUCUCCUGGUACUAUCCGAAGAUCCAGGACUGCAGCCCAUCCUCUUUGUACUGUUCCUGUACAUAUACCUGGUAACACUACUUGGGAACAUGAUAAUUGUUCUAGCUGUCUGCUCUGACUCCCACCUCCACACCCCCAUGUACUUCUUUCUAUCUAACCUGUCUUUGGUAGACAUCUGUUACAUCUCUACAACAGUCCCAAAGAUGAUUUUGAACAUGCAAACUAACAUAGGAGUCAUCUCUUAUGGGGGCUGUCUGACACAAAUGUCUCUCUUUUUGAUUUUUUUAUGUAUGGAUGAUAUACUUCUGACCACCAUGGCCUAUGACCGGUUUGUGGCCAUCUGCUACCCACUACAUUAUUCAGUCAUUAUGAAUCCUCUCUUAUGUGGUAUCUCAAUUUUGCUGUCCUUUUCAAUUAGCAUUUUGGAUUCUCAGCUGCAAAAUUUGAUUGCCUUACAAUUUACUUGCUUUAAAGAUAUAAAAAUUUCAAAUUUCUUCUGUGAUCCUACUCAACUCCUUAAUCUUUCCUGUUCUUUAAGCUUUACAGCUAGGUUAGUAAUGUAUUUUAUUGACACAAUAUUUGGUUUUGUACUGAUCUCAGGGAUUCUUUUCUCCUACUACAAAAUUGUUUCUACAAUUUUGACAUUCCCAUCAUCAAGUGGGAGGUACAAAGCAUUUUCUACCUGUCUUUCUCACCUGUUAGUGGUUUGCUUAUUUUAUGGAACAGGCAUUGGUGUGUACAUUAGCUCAACUGUAUGGCAUUGUCCCAUCAAAGUUGUUGUGGCCUCACUAAUGUACACUGUAAUCACUCCUAUGCUGAAUCCCUUUAUCUAUAGCCUGAGGAAUAGGGAAAUUAGUAGGACCCUAAAGAGACUCUGCAAUAGAACAAUAUUGACUGGGGACUUAUUGCAUCAAUUCAGUAUAUAG
Castor canadensis (American beaver) is the source of this 1024-nucleotide messenger RNA. The record is from RefSeq and is a predicted model, not a curated record. NCBI's taxonomy places the organism in Eukaryota, Metazoa, Chordata, Mammalia, Rodentia, Castoridae.